This is a messenger RNA of Cyphellophora europaea CBS 101466, 219 nucleotides long. RefSeq lists its product as uncharacterized. NCBI's taxonomy places the organism in Eukaryota, Fungi, Ascomycota, Eurotiomycetes, Chaetothyriales, Cyphellophoraceae. The record is from RefSeq and is a predicted model, not a curated record. The annotation marks the transcript as partial. The transcript has a single exon.
GACGGUCGCGAAUCCAAGAUCGAUACACACAAGCACGACUCGGUGUCGCGCGCCAGGUCGGGGAAAGGGGAGUGGAAACCCGAGCUCGCUUCUUCGUCCGAGCAGGCAAUCCAAGGAGAAAAGAACAACAUGUCAAUGGAUGAGAUGCAGAAAAUGGGCGAGAAGAAGGCAGAGGAGGGAAAGACUCCCAGCGGCAGCUCGAGCUCGCACAAGGCUUGA